AUGGCUCCAGCACGCCACGACCCCGAUGCCUAUGCAAAGGCCUUGCACGCUCCUCCGCCGCCUGGCUCCCCUUUCUCCCUCCCCGUCCCCAACAGCGAGCGUGAAGGCCGCAGUGCUGUCUAUAGGCAUUGGCGCUUCGUCGACCAGCCUCUUCUGCAGACCAUUGACCCCGAUGUCCUCACGGCCCACGAUUCGUUCGAAGCUUCGGUGAAGAAGACGCCCAAUGCCAGGUGCUUGGGGGCAAGGCCGUGGGAUCCGGUCACCAAGACCUUUGGCGACUACCAAUGGCUCACAUACUCCGAGGUGGCGCUCCGGAGGAAGAACUUCGGGGCGGGAUUAGUCGAACUGCACAAGAAAGCGGGCGUUACCCAGGACAGACAGUAUGGUGUUGGUCUCUGGUGCCAGAACAGACCGGAAUGGCAGAUUUCAGAUCUGGGGUGCAUGUCCCAAUCUCUAUUUACCGUCUCCAUCUACGAUACUCUUGGUCCAAACACGACCGAGUACAUCAUUAACCAUGCAUCUCUUGUUUGCGUUAUCGCGACGCUCUCCCACAUUCCGACGCUGCUCAAGAUUGCCCCUCGGUGCCCUACACUAAAACUUAUAAUCUCUCUAGAUCCGCUGGAUGCAGGGGAGCGGCCGGGCAACUCUAAAGCUGCCAUCUUGAACGCGCUGGCAGCCGACAAUGGGAUAUCGAUUCAUUAUAUUGAAGAUGUUGAGGCUAUUGGAGCAGCUUCGGGUGCGCCCAUGAGACCGCCCAAGCCGGAGGACAUCAUCACCAUCAACUAUACUUCGGGGACCACUGGCAAUCCCAAGGGAGUGGUCCUGACACACGCAAAUGCAACUGCGGCCACGGCCACAGCACGAGUUACCACUGAUAGCAAGCCCACAGAUGUGAUGAUUUCCUAUCUACCCCUGGCACACAUCUAUCAAAGACUGGCAGAACACAACUUCCUCUCAGCCGGGUCUUCCAUUGGCUAUUUCCAUGGCGACACCCUUGGUCUUAUUGAUGACAUGAAGCUGUUGCGCCCCACGACCUUCAACUCCGUUCCUCGUGUCUACAACCGUUUUGGGACUGCUAUUCGCGCCAACACGGUUGAUGCCACAGGGCUGAAAGGGGCCAUUGGACGUCACGUCAUUAACAACAAGCUCGAAGCCAUGAAACUCCCCCCUGGAAAGGCAACGAACAGACACAUCCUCUGGGAUCGUAUUUACACCCCCAAAAUAACCAGUGCUGUGGGCCUGCAGCGAGCCCGCGGCAUGGUCAGUGGAAGCGCACCCCUUGACCCCACACUGCAUCAGUUCCUCCGUGCGGCCUUCGGUAAUGAUUUCAUCCAGGGGUACGGGUUAACAGAAACCUACUCUGUGGGCCUGGCCCAAACUGAAAAUGAUUACUCGACUGGUAACUGUGGUGGUCUUGCACCCGGGGAUGAAGCAUGCCUCGUAUCCGUCCCGGAUAUGGAUUACUUGGUCACAGACAAGCCCAACCCUCGCGGCGAGCUCUUGAUACGGGGCAACACCCGCUUCCGCGAGUACUUCAAGAACCCAGAAGAGACAGCCAAAUCCAUCGACGCAGAUGGGUGGUUCAGCACUGGUGACAUUGCCGAGGUCGACAGCCUGGGACGAUUCAAGAUUAUUGAUCGCCGGAAGAACGUCCUCAAGCUCGCCCAAGGAGAGUACAUCUCCCCCGAGCGUAUCGAGAAUGUGUACCUCGCCAACUGCAAUCUCCUGACGCAGGCCUUUGUCCACGGCGAUUCCACCCAAGCCUUCCUCGUCUCGGUCCUCGGGGUCGACCCCCAGACCUUCGCCCCCUUCUGCAGCAAGAUCCUCGGCAAGUCCAUCUCGCCCACCGACCUGGACGCCAUCAAGGGGGCCUCCCGCGACCCGCGCGUGCGCAAGGCCGUCGUGGCUGAGCUCGACAAGAUCGGCAAGAAGAACAAGUUUAACAGUUACGAGCGGGUCCGCAACGUGCACCUCGAGCUUGAACCCUUCACCAUCGAGAACGAGCUUCUGACCCCCACUCUGAAACUCAAACGCCCACAGACGGCGAAGAAGUUCCGCCAGGAGAUAGACCGCAUGUACGAGGAAUCACUGGCCUUGGAGGCGCCACGCGCGAAACUGUAGUUAAUUCAGGGGAAUCCUAUCAUAGUGAAGACCAGACCAGAUCAAAGAUCCUUUCUUUUGGAGAGGAAGAAGUGACUGGUGUAAUCGCUCUGUUGGCGGCUUUGGCUUUGGCUUUGGCUUUGUACGAAUAUCCAUGCUAUGCUAUGCUAUGUCUUUCGUUCCCUUCAAACCUACCUAGAUACAUGACUGCAUACAUAUACCUCUUUUGUAGAUGAAAAGGCAGAAUUCCCGGGAGGAAGAGAGCAAGAAAUGAAGCCUCAAUUCCCCAGGGGUUGGGGUGGGAAAGUGAUAUCUGGAUCUAUCUGAUAUAGUGUGAUGUAGGCUAGGAAUGAACAUGAGUCGCUUUCAUCCGUUCAUACGUUCAUUCUUUUACUCUUUGUGUUUUUCUCGGGGUUCAUUUACUAUUGGGGGUGAGAGUUGAGAGAAGUUGGAGGGGUGAUAUAUGAUAUAUAAUGAGACCAAGCCUCCAAGUCAUAAUCAAGCG
Messenger RNA from Amorphotheca resinae ATCC 22711, 2605 nucleotides. RefSeq lists its product as hypothetical. Gene Ontology annotation, biological process: long-chain fatty acid metabolic process. Bases 1 to 2121 code for a protein of 706 amino acids. The record is from RefSeq and is a predicted model, not a curated record. Gene Ontology annotation, molecular function: long-chain fatty acid-CoA ligase activity. Lineage: Eukaryota; Fungi; Ascomycota; Leotiomycetes; Helotiales; Amorphothecaceae. The transcript is spliced from 3 exons. Gene Ontology annotation, cellular component: membrane; endoplasmic reticulum.